CUACCACGUGACUGGCUGCCUAAGAAGGUCGUCUUGUCCGAUAUAUAAGGGGCUCUACCUGUCGUCGCCCUGGUCUUGGUUCCAUUACUUAAUUAAUAUAGUUUGAUCUACAGAUAUUACUCCCUGAGGAUUUCAAGCCCCUUCAAACUAUUUGAGUUCACCAUAGCAAUCGUGCAUGACUAUUUGCUAAGCUGGUCUUGAGAAUCAUGCCUCACGAGCAAUCAACAGAACCUACUAUCUUCCUCAUCCGACAUGGAGAGAAGCCCCCCAAAGUGGGCGGAAAAGACCAAGAGGGAUUGUCGGCCCAAGGCAAAAUCCGCGCAUUAGAGCUCCGUAUGGUCUUCGGAAAAGAGUCAGCCUAUGAUAUUGGAUAUAUUAUGGCGGAGGAACCUCACCGCGAGUCUCACUUGCGUCCUUACGAUACUAUGGAGCCAUUGGCUAAGGAGCUGAAUUUGAAGGUCCAUGACAGCGUCCAAAGGGAUCAGUACGAUAAGGUUGCAAGAAAAGCUUUGUCCUUUAAGGGUCCAGGGAAUGUACUGAUAUGCUGGGAGCACCACGCUCUUGCGGGUAUUGCCAAGGCGAUUGGCGUUCAGGGAUAUGCAGCAGCGACUGGUUGGACUGGGGAGGUUGAGUAUCCUGACAGCAUGUUCGAUUUAAUUUGGGUUGUCCCACCGCCGUAUACGGAGAUCACGGAGGUACGGAGUGAGAAAGUCCCUGUCUUGGACGACUCAGUCCAAACGAACGCCAGCGGGGAUGUUCUCCCUACUCUGGCCUCAGAAGGUAAUUGAGCACUGAGGCUAUGGAAAAUACUUUUUAUACGUGGUUAUUACACACCUUAUCAGGUAAAAACUGUAUAAUCCUAGGAUUUGGGCAUAAAACCUAAAAUGUAUUGACUUUUUUGCAUGAAAUUUUACUAUGUAAUCUUGAUCCUUUCUACUCUGUGGCCGGCGUUAGAAUUGCAUGAG
Fusarium redolens is the source of this 965-nucleotide messenger RNA. RefSeq lists its product as uncharacterized. The record is from RefSeq and is a predicted model, not a curated record. Lineage: Eukaryota; Fungi; Ascomycota; Sordariomycetes; Hypocreales; Nectriaceae. The coding region runs from base 207 to 788 and encodes 193 amino acids. The transcript is spliced from 3 exons.